AUGGCGCAAGGCGAUGUUUAUCCUGAUGAAAUCGCCGUACUCGUCCAAACUCAAGGCCCACCGGAUCGACAUCAUAAUGUUGUGGAUAAGGCCAGCGACAUCUACACCAAGUGGCCGUUCCUCGAUGAGAAUAAAGUUCUGCGGAGUCGUGGCCGAAUCGGUGCAGCACCCUACACACCGACCGAAGUUUCCCACUGGUUCCACCGCCGCUUUCGCCAGGCCAACCGAGAGACCGUCUUCAACGAAAUUCGGCAACGAUUCGACAUUUCGCAUCUGCGUCGAUUGUUAGACAAGGUCACACGAAGCUGCGUCUGGUGCAGAAUAGCUAAAUCUUCCCCGAGACCGCCCGCUAUGGCCUCACUAUCGGAAAUGCGGGUUACUUCGUUCAUCCGGCCAUUUACCUUCACCGGGCUGGACUACUUCGGGCCGGUGCUCGUCAGAAUGGGCAGAAGCAACGUCAAGCGCUGGGUAGCCCUCUUUACGUAUCUCACUACCAGAGCCAUCCAUUUGGAAGUGGUACACUCACUGAGUAUGGAGUCGUGCAUCAUGGCUGUCCAACGCUUUGUCUCCCGCCGGGGUAUGCCGCGGGAAUUCUGGUCGGACAAUGCCACCUGUUUCCAGGGCACUAGCAACAAACUGGAAGUGCACAACAAGAUGAUGGCGGAAAAGUUUACUACUUCACAAACAACAUGGAAGUUCAUUCCACCUGCUUCCCCGCACAUGGGCGGUGCAUGGGAGAGGCUCGUUCGCUCGGUCAAGGUGGCAAUCGGGGCGACGCUGGAUGGUACCCGAAAACCUGACGAUGAAACACUGGAAACAAUUCUGUUAGAAGCGGAGGCCAUGAUAAACUCAAGGCCACUUACAUACAUCCCAUUGGAAUCUGCAGAUCAAGAAGCUCUGACACCAAACCACUUCUUGCUGGGUAAUUCAUCCGGCAUCAAGUUCCUGCCUACUGGCCCGAUAGAUAGUCGUUCAACACUGAGAAGCAGCUGGAACUUGGCGCGGUUCAUCAGCGAUGGAUUCUGGAACAGAUGGCUAAAGGAAUACCUCCCAGUAAUUACGCGCAGAUGCAGGUGGUUCAAGGAGGUCAAGGAUCUGGACGUCAGCGAUCUGGUCUUGGUGGUUGGCGAGGCGGCAAGGAACCAGUGGACUCGGGGGCGGAUAGAAGCAGUAUUUCCUGGACAAGACGGAAGAGUACGGCAGGCGUUGGUACGAACCACAGCGGGUCUAAUUCGAAGAAUAGCCGCAAAGCUUGCUGUUUUGGACGUCGAGCCGAAUAGCAAACCUAGUUCCAGUAUUCCAGGAGUUCCUGGCCCUCACCAAGGUUUACGGGCGGGGGUAUGUGCUGACGAGACCCCUCGCUGCGGCGACGCUACCGAGCGCAGCGCUUUAUUCGACGGUGACAGAUCUGCCGACAGUGAGGUUUCUCGAGGAAACGUCAUGCAGCAGGAUACAGUGGGGCAGAAGAAGAAAACAGUACCGUAUAGUGAACACAUUUUUGCUUAA
Topomyia yanbarensis is the source of this 1506-nucleotide messenger RNA. RefSeq lists its product as uncharacterized. Lineage: Eukaryota; Metazoa; Arthropoda; Insecta; Diptera; Culicidae. Gene Ontology annotation, biological process: DNA integration. The record is from RefSeq and is a predicted model, not a curated record. The coding region runs from base 1 to 1506 and encodes 501 amino acids. The transcript has 2 exons. Gene Ontology annotation, molecular function: nucleic acid binding.